Phlebotomus papatasi is the source of this 16665-nucleotide messenger RNA. It is a transcript of the gene mgl, whose product is annotated as low-density lipoprotein receptor-related protein 2. Gene Ontology annotation, molecular function: calcium ion binding; protein binding. The transcript is spliced from 17 exons. The record is from RefSeq and is a predicted model, not a curated record. Bases 1335 to 15290 code for a protein of 4651 amino acids. Lineage: Eukaryota; Metazoa; Arthropoda; Insecta; Diptera; Psychodidae.
UUGGAGAGAGAUUUGGAGAAAUAGCAUAAUGUUAUACGAUGAUUUGGAUAUGAAUGUUGAAUGAGUGUGUGAGGUGGAAAGGAAAUAUCAUUGCUCUCAAAGUACAUACAAUUAAAUGGAAUGCUCCCAGAUGGAGAGUGGCAGAGAGUGAGUGAGAGAGCGAGAAAAUUGACAGUGUGAUAAGGCAAGGAGAUUGUGUCAAGGUGGAAGAUUGAGUGAGAUGGGGAAUGUUGACGGGGGCAAAACGGUGUUCAAAUCCGCACACAUUGAGUUAGUUGCUCUUUGGAAUUCGAUGGGAGCGGUUGUUGGAUUGUGGAUAUAAGGAAAGGCACGAAGUGGAUAUCCCCCCUUCAUUUUAUUAUUUUUUUUUUUAAAAUAAGAAACCAAACAGAAAAGAAGAAGGAAAAAAAACGGCAAGAAGUUGAAGACGUAGAGAAGGGAAAAUUCUCUUUUGUUUUUUCUUUUAAGUUAGACUUUUUAAAGAAAAAAAAUAAAUAAAAAAGAUAAAAGUAUAUUCUUCUUAAUUUCACGAAUGAACAAGAAGUGAGAAUUGUGCGGAGGCGGACAACAAAUGAGAUAAACUCCAAAGUGAGAUUUCAUGUGAAGGAGAAACAGAACAUACCUGAGUGAAUAGUGUGUGAAAUUCAGGUGUGGAAAAAUUUUCUCUCAACCUGGGUGUUUAAGUCUCUUUGGCCAGAGGCGGAAAAGAAAAUUCACCAACUAUACACCUAUUUUCUCAGGCAUUAACAAUUUUUUUUUUUUGAAAGAAACUUGAUGCUGGCAAAAUUGGAACAGAGUGGCUGAAGAAUAGCUUAUUUCCCAAUUUUCACGACAAUCUCCCUAACCGUGUGAAAAGUGCGGUUUUUUUUUUUUAAGAAAAGGAGGUGUUAUAAGUGUUGCAAGUGAUAGAGGCAAGUUUUUUUUGGUUACUCCAAAGAUCACAGAGAAUCCUCGUGAUUAGACCGUGACCAACUGUGCAGAAGUGGGAGUGCAGUGUAGGGAAGAAAAAGAUCAAAUUGAAUAUUGAAUACGCAAGAGGAUUGAGUGUAACAAUUGUGUAGUUGUUCCAAGAGAUCAAACAAGUAGUGUUAACAAAAAAUUGUUAUAUCUAUUGGAGGAGAAUAUAAGUGAUAGUGUGAAUAUUUCUGGGAGAAAUAAUCCAGUGAGAAGAGAAGUCCUUUAGAAAAAAAAGAAAAGAAAAAAAAGAAUUAAGUAAAGUGAGUGGAAAGUGAUGUUACCGCUGAUUAACCAUUUGGAUUACACAUUUUGUUCCUGAUUUGCCACGCACACUUAUCACACGCCCUCGACGGUCUGUCUCAGAGUUGAUCGACGGAAUGGAGGAGUCGUCAUCGAAGCGAAUAUCGCGAUGGAAAUGGAGAAAAUUACUUCACACGGCGGCUUUUGUCAAUUGGACAGUUGCAGCUCUGCUGCUGGCUUUUGCCGGUGUCCAGGGACAAUUUGUGUCCACUGAAACGGCACCAGGACAAACAGGUGUGUCAGAAGUGCCAUGUCCAACAGGAAUGUUUCGAUGUUCUGAGGGCAAAUGUAUACCAUCGCUGUGGGUGUGUAACUAUCAAAAAGACUGUGAAAAGGGGGAGGAUGAAUUUCAAGCGUGUCCUCCACCUGAAUGUGAGCCACAGCAAUUUAGCUGUAAUCAGUAUGUCUUCAAUAAGACUUACUGCAUCCCGCCACAUUACAAAUGCGACAUGACCAUUGACUGUGUGGAUGGAUCUGAUGAAUCAGAUUGUCCAUAUCGGAAGUGUCUGCAGGACGACAUUCACUGUGGGCCAGCGCCAGAAGGGCAACAGGCAACGAUGAAUGGAGGCCAUGUGACGGAUUUGUGUGUGCCAAAGGAGAAGAAAUGUGACGGAUAUUUGGACUGUCGGAGUGGAAAGGAUGAAGAGGGUUGUCCGGGGGUGUCGUGUCGAUUGGACCAAUUUCGGUGUGCCAAUGGACAGCGAUGCCUCGAUUUGCAAUUGAAAUGUGAUCACAAAAAUGACUGUGGAGAUAAUUCCGAUGAGCAAGGAUGCAGUUUCCCUCCAUGCCAUAGUGGACAGUUUCGAUGCACAAAUGAGGUCUGCAUCCCAAGCAAAUUCCAUUGUGACGGCUACAAUGAUUGCUUCGACAAGAGCGACGAGACGAAUUGCACUGUGAUUGCGUGUCCAGACAAUAAAUUCUUGUGCCCACAGGGUGGACCAGGUGGCACGCCCAAGUGCAUCCCCAAGUCACAGCUGUGCGAUGGCAAGAGGAACUGCGAGGAUGGAGCUGAUGAGGAGACAGCAUGUUCUACAGCUUCUUGUCCAGCUCUGAAUUGUGAACACAAGUGUGGACCAUCACUAACAGGAGGCACUUGCUAUUGUCCUCCGGGACGUGCUUUGGCGGCAGACAAUCGCUCAUGCACAGAUCUCGAUGAAUGUGCUGAGUGGGGUCACUGUGAUCAACUCUGUGCCAAUACAGAUGGUUCCUUCUCGUGUUCUUGCGCUGCUGGGUACACAUUGACCGAGAGGAGUCGAUGUAUAGCCCCAAAUGCAGCUAGUCUCGAGUUGAUCUUUGCUCACGAUCGAGCUGUCGUGAGGAUGUCGUCACAUGGGCAAGAGGCGAAGAAUGUGGCCAAUGCCACGGGAGCGAGUGGGGUGGCGUUUCACUACUCACGAAACCUGCUGUUCUGGUCAGACAUUAAGACGCGCAAAGUGCAAUCGCAACCACUCAAUGAUGGUGGCUUUGGGGGAUCAGAUUUAACACUUCCUGGCACUUGGGCCCCUGUGGCACUGGCUGUAGACUGGAUUGGUGAUAAGUUGUAUGUGGCGGAUUUUGUGGGACAAAAGGUGGAUGUCUUUGAACUCGAUGGCAGAUGGCAUGCUGUUGUACUGGGGUCAAAUUUAACCAGUCCGGCAGAUUUGGCUCUCGAUCCAACGUCUGGAUUGAUGUUUGUGGCUGAUGGAGGACAAGUUCUUCGGGCCCAUAUGGAUGGUACCCAUGCGAGAUCUAUAGUUUCUGAAGCAGCCUACAAAGCUUCUGGGGUUGCUGUUGAUGUCAUCUCUAAGAGAGUCUUUUGGUGUGAUUCCCUGCUGGAUUACAUUGAAACUGUGGACUACGAUGGAGGAUAUCGGGUUAUGAUUCUCAGAGGACAACAAGUUCCAAGUCCAUCGCGAUUGGCUCUUUUUGAGAAUCGUGUCUUCUGGACAGAUGCGACCAAACAAGGUAUUAUGUCUGUUGACAGAUAUGAAGGAAGUUCCAGUAUUCAGGCAAUUUACAAGUCCAAGGAGAUCCGGGAACCAAAGGCCAUUGUUACAGUUCAUGCUCUGUGUCAGCCACGGGUUUCCAGUCCCUGUGGGAAUAACAAUGGAGGCUGUGCUCAGAUGUGCAUUGUAACGGCCGUCAAAGGAGCUCCAUCGGGUCUAGGAUUCCGUUGUGCAUGUCACACUGGAUGGCAGUUGGCGAGUGAUUUGCGAAAUUGUCAUUUAGUCCAGCAAUUCCUUAUGUAUUCGCAACAGAGAUUCAUUAAGGGAAAGGUUCUGGAUCCUGUUAUUGAGGGAUUCAGUGAUGCAAUCCUACCAGUGGUCUCCCGGAGAGCUAGAUUUGUCGGAUUGGACUUUGAUGCCAGAGACGAACAUAUCUACUACUCCGAUGUCCUUCAGGAUGUCAUCUACCGGGUGCAUAGAAAUGGAACUGGCAGGGAAAUCGUUUUAGCUUCCCAGAAUGAAGGUGUUGAGGGAUUAGGAGUUGACUGGGCAUCCAAGAAUCUCUAUUAUAUUGACAGCCGCAAGGGAACCCUCAAUGUCCUGUCCACUAGGAAUGUUACUCAUCGAAGGACCCUCUUGAAGAAUCUCAAAAGACCCCGAGCCAUUGUUGUGCAUCCCAAUAAAGGGUUUAUCUUUUUCUCCGAAUGGGAUCGACCGGCAAACAUUACGCGUGCCAAUGCUGACGGAUCGGGACUCUUGGUCUUCAAGAAUGUCACUCUAGGCUGGCCAAAUGGUUUGUCAAUUGAUUUCAAGGAGGAUCGUGUCUACUGGUGUGAUGCUCUCUUGGAUCACGUUCAGCAUGCCAAUCUCGAUGGAACUGAUAUUAAGACAGUUAACUCCAGGCUCAUCCGGCAUCCUUUCUCAAUUGUUAUCCAUGAAGAGUGGAUGUACAUUACGGAUUGGAGGCUCGAUGCCAUCGUGAGGAUGCAUAAAUUGACGGGAGAGCAGGAAGAGAUCAUGGUCAGGGAACCACAAACCAAUAGACUGUAUGGCGUUAAAGUUUACAGUCAUAUCGUUCAGUCUAUCGAUUCAAAUCAACCUUGUGCUAUCAACAACGGAGGAUGCGAGAAACUCUGCUUUGCUAUACCCAAGAAUGACUCAACAGGCCUUCAGGUCAAAUGCGCUUGUCCCUAUGGGGAAAGGAUCAAUGACGAUGAACGAACUUGUGUUGCUGAUCCCAAUGCCGAACCACCAGUUCAAGCAUGUCCCAAUUCUUGGGAUUUCACCUGCAACAAUCAACGGUGCAUUCCUAAAUCCUGGCUGUGUGACGGUGAUGAUGAUUGCCUAGACAACAGCGAUGAAGAGCAGAACUGUACAAAGCCAACAUGUGGCACUAAUGAGUUCCAGUGCAAGUCCGGAAGGUGUAUUCCGCUCAAUUUCCGCUGUGAUCAGGAGAAUGACUGUGGCGAUCACAGCGAUGAGGCUGACUGUGGCAAUGUUACGUGUGCUGCAUCGCAGUUUGCAUGCGAGAAUGGUCGAUGUAUUCCGAGUAUUUGGAAGUGUGAUUCUGAGAAUGAUUGUGGCGAUGGAAGUGAUGAGGGAGAUUUCUGUGCUGAAAAAACCUGUGCCUACUUUCAGUUCACCUGUCCGCGGACGGGGCACUGUAUCCCACAAUCUUGGGUAUGCGAUGGAGAUGAUGAUUGCUUCGAUAAGCAAGAUGAGAAGGAUUGUCCGCCAAUUACGUGCCUUGCCAAUCAAUUCAAAUGUGCAGAUUUACGGCAGUGUGUUGAGGAAUCGUACAAGUGUGAUGCCAUACCGGAUUGCAAUGAUGGCAGCGAUGAGCUGGGAUGUCCGUCUGUCGGACCAAAUCAGUGCAAUAUGGAGAAGCAUUUUCAGUGUCGAUCCAGUGGAAUUUGCAUUCCAGCUGCAUGGCACUGCGAUGGAUCGAAGGAUUGCGAUGAUCAUUCGGAUGAAGAGGAUUGUGGUGCUAUUUCAUGUCCCAAUAACUUCUACAAAUGCAACAAUUCUCGAUGUGUCUUCAAAGCUUACAUUUGCGAUGGGAAGGAUGACUGUGAGGAUGGUAGUGAUGAAAGUGCUGAACAUGCAUGUGUUGCACCACCAUUCCGAUGCCCAACUGGUCAGUGGUUGUGUCCCGAAGUGACUGGGCGUUGUGUAAAUAUUUCGUCAGUUUGCGAUGGUAUUUUGGAUUGUCCAAAUGGAGCUGAUGAGGGUGAAGGAUGUGAUUUGGCUGAGUGUCAACAUCAAGGUGGACUGUGUUCCAAUGGAUGCCAGAAGACACCCCUUGGGGCCAUGUGUAUUUGUCCACCGGGUGAAGAACUUGCUCCGGACAAUUAUACGUGUCAGGAUCUCGAUGAAUGCAAUCCAGCUGGAUUGUGUUCGCAGAAAUGUACCAAUACCAAAGGAAGUUACUUCUGUUCCUGUACAGAUGGGUAUGUCCUAGAGCCGAAUAAACACACUUGCAAAGCAGUCAAUCAUACAGCAGCUUUCCUGAUCAUUUCCAAUCGACAUUCAAUCCUCGUGGCAGAUCUCAAAGAGCAAGGUUUGGAAAGGGUGCCCAUCAUUGUGGAAAAUGUAGUAGCAACAGCUUCAAAUAUGCAUACUGGUACCAUCUUCUGGAGUGACAUGAAACUCAAGAAGAUCUCUCGGUUAGAUCGGGGAAUGGAACCCAAAGAAAUCAUAUCAACGGGCUUGGAUUUAGUUGAAGGAUUGGCGUAUGAUUGGAUUGGGAAGAAUCUGUAUUGGUUGGACAGUAAACUCAAUACGAUUGAAGUGUCGUCGGAAAAUGGUUCAAAUCGACUUGUCCUGGCCAGGGAGAAUAUCACUCAACCCCGGGGGAUGUGUCUUGAUCCCAGUCCUGGUACUAAAUGGCUCUUUUGGACAGAUUGGGGUGAAAAUCCGAGAAUUGAACGAAUGGGAAUGGAUGGUACGAUGCGAGAAACAAUUAUCAAUACAAAAAUCUACUGGCCAAAUGGUCUGACACUGGAUAUUGCAACUCAGAGGGUUUACUUUGCCGAUUCCAAGUUGGAUUUUAUUGAUUUUUGCUACUACAACGGAAGCGGAAGGCAACAAGUUUUAGCCGGAAGUCACUAUCUCUUGCAUCCACAUUCACUGUCACUCUUCGAGGAUACACUGUACUGGACAGAUCGUCAACUCAAUCGAGUACUGUCAGCGCAUAAAUUCAAGGGGAACAAUCAAACUGUUGUCAGUCACUUGAUUUCUCAACCUCUUUCCAUCCACGUCCAUCAUCCAUCUCUUCAGCCAAUCACGGAUAAUCCCUGUUUGAGGGCUACCUGUCAACACAUGUGUCUACUGAGUCCUUCUGCAUCUGCAGGAUACUCGUGCAAAUGCAAACCAGGGUAUCGUCUUCAAUCCGAUGGAAGGUGCAUUGAAGAGGAGAAUCCCUACCUAAUGGUGCUCAAGGGAACCCAGAUUGUCGACGUUCCGCUCAAUGGCGGUGACGUCAGGGCAGGAUCUCUCGUCCCAGUAGUGGGCAUUGAAAGUGGAACGGGAAUUGACUUUGAUAGAAAAGGCGAAAUGCUAUUCUGGGUACAGGGUCGUGAAGAUGACGAUGAAAACUGUACAAUCUUCACGACUCCCUACGGUGGAGGCAACAAAACUGAAUUCCUAGGGAUGGAUUCAGGAAUUAUUGGUGCCCCUUACGUCAUAGCCUUUGAUUGGCUAGGCAGAAAUCUCUAUAUUGGCAACCGAAUGGCCAGUAACUUCGAAGUUGUGAGAGUUGAUGGAAAAAUCCGACAUAGAAGUGUUAUUUUAGCCAAUGAUGGGAAUAAGACGUCAGUGUCAAAACCCAAGAGUAUCGCCCUAGAUCCAACAGAUGGCAAACUUUUCUGGACGGACGAAGGAGGCUAUGGAGUUCCAGCCAAAAUUGGCAGAGUUAACAUGGAUGGUUCCAAUGCAAUUGUACUGCAUGAAGAUGUAGAUAAUCCGGAAUCCAUCACAGUAGACAUUGAUAGGAAGAUUGUUUACUUCAGUACACAGCAUCCACCGACGAUUAUGGCUAUGCGAGUUGAUGGGACGAACAUGCAGACAGUUCUUUCGGAGAAAGAUGACAUUGCCCGACCAAAAUCCUUAGCAGUCCUCGAUUCAAGGCUAUACUACUUGGAUCCGGUGUAUGAGAAAAUUGUUCGAGUGGAUUUACCCAAUGGGGACAAUGCCAAAGUGAUACUGGAAAAUGAACCAGAUCUCAGGAGUAUGACAAUCUUCAAGAAGCGUUCAAUGCUCUUGCAUCCUUGUCAAUCAAAUAAUGGUGGAUGCGAACAUAUUUGCGUCCCCUUUGAUAAUGGCUCUAGGGUUUGUGCCUGUGGCGUUGGGUACAGGAAGGAUAAUGAAGUGGGAUGCACACCGUAUAAGCAGUUCGCGGUAGUUGGACAACUUGACAUCACACGCGGAUUCAGUCUGAAAGAUAGCACAGAAGCCAUGGUUCCGAUCGCAGGUACUGGUCAUCAUAUCCUCCAUGUUGAUGUUGUCUAUAGAGAUUCCUGGAUUUACUGGGCAGAAUACAAUCGUGGUCAUUGGAAUGGUAUCUUCAGGGUACGUCCAAAUGGCACGGAAUUGCAGCAUGUCAUCAAAGAUGGCAUUGGAAGCAAUGGUAUUCGCGGAUUGACAAUUGAUUGGGUUGCAGGAAAUCUGUACUUUACCAAUGUCUUCCCGCAUGAAAACUACGUCGAAGUCUGUUGGCUCGAUGGAACUAAUCGAAGAGUUCUGGUAAAAACUACAACAGACGCACCGAGAGAGUUGGCUGUGAAUCCCAUCAAGAGAUUGCUCUACUGGAUCGACUACGGUCAAUAUCCACGAAUUGGUAAAUCCUACCUCGAUGGAAGCAACUGGACUCCCGUUGUAACGUCAGGAAUAUCAAAUCCACGAGAUCUAACUGUUGAUAUGCUAACGCAUGAUGUCUACUGGGUAGAUUCUAAACUCGAUAUGAUCCAGAAAGUGUCGUAUAGCGGAGGAAAUCGUCAAGUGAUCAGGCGCAAUCUACCCAAUCCCAUGGGCAUUGCCGUUCACUUGAGCGAUGUCUACUGGGUCGAUCGGAAUCUAAUGACAGUGUUCAGGGCGUCAAAACUCCCAGGAAACACUUCACUCCCCGAGAAAGUCAGAACAAAUCUGCAAAAACUCCGUGAUAUUGUCAUCUAUGAUGUUUCAAAUCAACCACCCGAUGAAAGCAAUCCAUGCUUGAGAUUGGGCAAUGGUGGUUGCGAUCAACUCUGCUUUAGCUUCCCUCCGGAGAAUUUUGGUAGUAACCCUGGUGGACGUCUCAAUUUCCGAUGUGAAUGUGCAACGGGAAAACUCAGUGCUGAUGGUAGAAAGUGUGAUCUUGUCAAGGAAUUCGUGGUAUUUUCCACGAGAACUGAAAUCCGAGGCAUCAAUCUUGAUCCCAGAUCAACAGGUGUACCAUUCAAAACCUUGGGUAACUUGACGAAUGUCGUCGGACUUGACUUUGACUAUGCUGACAAUAAGCUUUUCUUCACACAAAUUCGUCCUUGGUCGAAGAUUGCUUGGACUGUUGCGGACAAUCCGACAGCAACAGAUGUCAAAACUAUCCUUAUGAAGGGUAUCAAUCCUGAAGGUAUUGCCUAUGAUUGGACUCAGAAGAAGAUCUACUGGACAGAUAGUUUAAAUAAUUCGAUAUACGCUAUGAAUCUCGAUGGAUCGUCUUUGGUGAUGAUUUCAAGGGUCGAGAGACCUCGAGCUAUUGUCCUUGAUCCUUGUAAUGGAACUCUGUACUAUACAGAUUGGGGUAGAUUUGGAACAUCCGGGAAGAUCUUCAGAACAACAAUGGCUGGUUCACUCAAGAGAGCAAUUAUCGAUAAGGAUCUCUCGCAGCCGAGUGGUUUAGCUAUUGACUAUGAAGAUCGCAUGCUCUACUGGACAGAUGCCGUACGAGAGAAGAUCGAACGAUCACAGCUAGAUGGCAAGGAACGAGAAGUUCUCGUAGCAGCUACAAUCUAUCCCUUUGCAAUAACAAUCCAUCGGAACUACAUCUACUGGACAGAUCUUCAGUUGCGUGGAGUCUAUCGAGCUGAAAAGCAUACUGGAGCUAAUAUGUACGAGAUGGUAAAACGUUUGGAGGAUUCUCCACGAGAUAUUCACAUCUACAGUGAAAGCAGGCAACAAUGUCAGGCAAAUCCAUGUCUCCAGAAUAAUGGUGGUUGUGCCCAGAGUUGUCAUCCGGGACCAAAUGGCACGGCUGAGUGCAAAUGCGAUGACAACUCGAAGUUGGUGAAUGAGGGUAGGAUGUGUGCUCCGAAGAAUCAUACUUGCGACUCUAGUAAAUUCUAUUGUCGCAAUGGGAAGUGCAUUUCGAGGAUGUGGGCAUGCGAUGGUGAUGAUGAUUGCGGAGAUAAUAGCGAUGAAGAUACCAAUUACUGUGCCUUCCAUUCGUGCUCACCCAAUGAAUUCCGCUGCAAUAAUGGCAGGUGCAUCUUCAAGACAUGGAAAUGUGAUCAUGAGAAUGACUGCAAAGAUAACAGUGAUGAAGAGGGUUGCACAUAUCCACCGUGUGUCGAUGGAGAAUUCACUUGUCUCAAUGGUCGUUGCAUUCCACAAUCGCAGGUUUGCAAUGGCAUCAAUGACUGCAAGGACAAUGCAACGUCAGAUGAGACUCAUGAACGAUGCCCCAAGAAUACAACUUGUCCGCCAAAUCAUCUAAAAUGUGAAAAGACAAAUAUCUGCGUUGAGCCAUACUGGCUAUGCGAUGGUGACAAUGACUGUGGUGACAAUAGCGAUGAAGACGCCCUACACUGUGCUCAGAGAACUUGCCCACAGAACAGCUUCAGGUGCCCUAAUCACAGAUGUAUUCCAGCCACAUGGUACUGCGAUGGAGAUGAUGAUUGUGGAGAUGGAGCUGACGAACCACCGGAGUACUGCAAGUCAGAGGGAAGAACAUGCUUCGGGGAUCUCUUCACAUGCGACAAUGGCAAUUGCAUUCCCAGGAUUUACAUCUGCGAUGGGGACAAUGAUUGCCUGGACAACAGCGAUGAAGACAACAGGCAUCAGUGCAAUGAUCGAAAAUGCGAUGAAGAGACUGAAUUCACUUGUGAAGAGAAUAAAUCCUGGGGUAGAUCACAGUGUAUUCCCAAGAAGUGGAUUUGCGAUGGUGAUCCUGAUUGUGUUGAUGGAGCAGAUGAAAAUACUACCCUUCACAAUUGUCCAAAACCUCAGCCCUGCGGUGAAGAUCAAUUUACUUGUGAGAAUGGUCGGUGCAUCAAUCGGGGAUGGCUCUGUGACCACGAUAAUGACUGCGGAGAUGGUACAGAUGAGGGUAAAUUCUGCAAUUCGCAAUAUAAGACGUGCUCCACGAAUGAAUUCACAUGCCAGAACUUCAAAUGUGUAAGAAAUCAAUAUCGGUGCGAUGGUGAGGACGAUUGUGGUGACAAAUCCGAUGAGGUGGGCUGUGUGAAGGAGAAUGUCACAUGCCCUGCCGGUCAAUUCACAUGCACCAAUGGACAGUGUAUUGAUUACCAUUUAGUGUGUAACAAAGUGUCUGAUUGUUCAGAUGACUCUGACGAACCGCUCCAUUGCAAUGUUGAUGAGUGUGCUAAAGUUGAAAUUCACCAAUGUGGUCACAAGUGUGUUGAUACUCUCACGGGCUAUUACUGUGACUGCAAUCAAGGCUACAAACUCCUUUCUGACGGGAAGGCUUGUACGGAUAUUGAUGAGUGUAUCGAAACUCCGGGAGUUUGUUCUCAACACUGUUCCAAUACUCCCGGAGGUUACUAUUGCAAAUGCGAUGAUCGGUACUAUGAACGACAACUCGAUGAGCAUACUUGCAAACGAAAGGAUCGCACUGAGCCUUGGUUGAUCUUCACAAAUAAGUACUAUGUUAGGAAUAUGUCUGUGGAUGGUCAUCAGUACAAUUUGAUUCAUCAAGAUCUCAUGAAUGUCGUGGCACUUGAUUUUGAUUCACGGGAUCAGUACAUGUAUUUCUGUGAUGUCACGGCUAAAACGAUCUACAGGUCUCACUAUGGAGAGGAUGAUGUGACGGAGAAGGUGGAGAAGGAACCUGUUGUUCGGCAUGAUUCUCAUGGACUUGAGGGAUUGUCUGUGGAUUGGGUGGGUAGAAAGUUGUACUGGCUGGAUAGGCACUCGAAGAAUCUCGAUGUAUCUGAGUUGGAUGGGACAAAGAGGAAGACACUGAAGAGUGGAAUUGUCGAUCCAAGGGCAAUUGUUGUGCAUCCAGGAAUUGGUUAUCUGUACUUUACUUCGUGGCACCUUCAGGCAUAUAUAGCCAAGAUGGGAAUGGAUGGAAGUAAUUUUACCAGAAUUCUUACAUGGGAGGAUGAUAUUGCCUGGCCAAAUGCCCUGACAAUUGAUUACUUCACGGACAGGAUUUACUGGGCAGAUGCUCAUCUGGAUUAUAUUGCUUUUGCUGAUCUCGAAGGACGUCAUAGGCAUAUUGUGUUGUCAGGAAAUCAAGUACCUCAUGUCUUUGCUCUUACACUUUUCGAUGACUGGCUCUACUGGAGCGAUUGGAAUCUCAAAGCUAUCAGACGAGCAAAUAAAUUUUCCGGAAAGGAUCUAAAUACCAUCAGGAAUACUACUCAUCGUCCAUAUGAUCUCCAUAUUAGUCAUCCUCUGAGACAAAUUCCUUUCCCCAAUCCCUGUGGAGAGAAUAAUGGAGGAUGCUCCCAUCUGUGUCUCCUGUCGCCACCUCCGGAAUCAACCUACCUCAAUAUCGAGGGUUACAUUGAGGAAGGAGCUCCGAGCUAUAAAUGCGCCUGUCCCAAUCAAUUCUACCUGGCUAGGGACACGAAGACAUGCAUUGCAAACUGCACAGCUGGUCAACAUCGUUGCGGCGGUGUCGAUGAGAAGUGCAUUCCGUGGUUCUGGAAGUGCGACGGUGAGAAGGAUUGCAAGGAUGGCAGUGAUGAACCGGCUUCAUGUCCAGCUAGGCACUGCAGAGCUGGAACUUUCCAAUGUCGCAAUACCAAUUGCACUCCAUCUGCAACAAUUUGUGACGGAACUGAUGACUGUGGCGAUGGAAGUGACGAACAAAAUUGUGAUCUUCCGUGUCCAGAGUCAGACUUCAAGUGUCGCUCGAGUGGAAGGUGCAUCCUGGAGAGCUGGAAGUGCGAUGGAGAUGCAGAUUGCAAAGAUGGAAGUGAUGAAGAUCCGGCUAUUUGUCAUAAACGAUCUUGUGAUCCUGAAACGGAAUUCAGCUGCAAGAAUGGACGUUGCAUCCCAAAACUAUGGAUGUGUGACUUUGACAAUGACUGUGGAGAUGACUCAGAUGAGCCAGCGUACAUGUGUCGUCAGAAGAACUGCACCACGGGAUGGCAGAGGUGCCCAGGACAGUCCAACUAUCGCUGCAUUCCCAAGUGGCUGUUCUGCGAUGGCAAAGAUGACUGUCGGGAUAACAGUGAUGAACUUCCAGAGAAUUGUCCAACUUGCCAGUCUGAGACGGACUUCAAGUGCGGCAAUAACCGAUGCAUUCCUAAGCAGUGGAUGUGCGAUUUUGCCGAUGACUGUGGCGAUGGAAGUGAUGAGACUGAGCAACAGUGUAAGGGUAAAUAUCGAGAUUGUUCAGAAUCAGAGUUCCGCUGCACGAACGGGAAGUGCAUUUCAACACGAUGGAGAUGUGAUCAUGAAGAUGACUGUGGAGAUUCCAGCGAUGAGCUCAAUUGUGAAGGGUUCCAGUGCAAAAAUGGUACAUUCCAGUGCGCUUCCGGACACUGCAUUGCUGCAUACUUCCGGUGCGAUGGGGACAGAGAUUGCAGAGAUAUGUCUGAUGAAGCUGGGUGCCCACCAAGAUUCCCUGGUGGCAGAUACUGUCCGGAAUCUAGGCAUCAGUGUGACAAUAAUCUCUGUGUCUCUCCGUCGGAUCUGUGCGAUGGCACUGAUGACUGUGGCGAUAAUUCAGAUGAAGCUCCAGCUGUUUGUUCCAAUUUCAACUGUGACACUCUCAGGCGUUUCCAGUGUGCCAAUCAUCGAUGCGUGGCCCGGUAUCAGAUUUGCGAUGGCGUGGAUAAUUGUGGUGAUGGAUCAGAUGAGAAUAACAUGACUCUCUGUGCUACCAGGCAGAAGCCAUGUGAUCUCUAUCGACAGUAUCAAUGUGCCAAUAAGAAGUGCAUAGAAAGGCAUCAAAUUUGUGACUAUGCUGAUGACUGUGGCGAUGGAAGUGACGAAUUGGGAUGUCAUAGGCAGAAUACAUGUUCAGAUCUCACACGAGGUGGCUGUGAGCAUCACUGUCUCAAUCUCACAGACGGAGGAUACAUCUGUGCCUGCUAUCCGGGAUACAUAAUAACGCCAGAUAAUCGGAAACACUGCAAUGAUAUCGAUGAAUGUGCCACGGGAAUUCAUACGUGCUCACACAUUUGUCACAAUAUCAAUGGCAGUUACAGCUGUUCUUGCCAACCUGGCUUCCGGCUGUCCGAUGGAAUGUCUGGGGUAUGCAAGGCUGAGAAAGAAGAUGUACUUCUAGUGUAUUCAAAUGGGCCGGAAAUAAGAGGAUACGAUCUUCAGGCUAAGGAACAAAUCGAUGUUGUGGCAGCUGAAAAGAGGAUAGAGGCCAUAGAUUAUCAUCCGACGGCCCAAAUGAUUUUCUGGGCAGACAGCUAUGAUAAAACCAUCAAGAGGAGCUAUAUGGUUAAUGCGCAAAAUGGUCAGGCGAAGAUUGGUUUUGCCCAAGAUCUCAAUAUGAAGGGAGGCUCAAAGCCUACUUCAAUCGCCGUUGACUGGCUGGCGGAUAAUCUCUAUUGGACAGAGAUCGAUCGGGCCAGUACGAAGCCUCGGGGGAAGGUUAUGGUGGCUAAAACAGACGGACGAUACAGGAGAGCUCUGAUCAAUGCUGGCCUGGAAAUUCCGACUUCAGUGGCGGUAGAUCCUGAACGUGGAAGAAUGUUUUGGGCAGAUGCUGGAUCUGCUCCCAAGAUAGAAGUAUCAUGGAUGGAUGGGUCUAAGAGGCGUCCUUUGAUCACUGAGGAAAUUCGUCAUCCUGCUGGAAUUGCUAUUGACUACGCCAUGGAUCACACAAUCUACUGGGUGGAUACAAAAUUGAACACAAUUGAGUCAAUGCGACAGGAUGGAAGUCUCCGGAAGGUGAUCAUACGUGGUGAAUCACUUCGGCAUCCGGUGUCUCUGGAUGUUUUUGAAUCCAAUCUGUACUGGGUGACGAAAGAGACAGGAGAGCUUAUUCGUCAGGACAAAUUCGGACGUGGAGUUCAAGUGGUUGUCCAGAGGAAUCUGCUGAAUCCAUCAGGAAUCAAAGUGUAUCACGAUCAACGCUACAAUACUUCCCUGGAAAAUAAAUGUCACUCGAGCCCGUGCUCCCAUCUUUGUCUCCUAGUUCCGGGAGGACAUCACUGUGCCUGUCCAGACAAUACAGCUCCAAUUUCCCAUCGAAGCACCGCUGAAGUCAUCUGUGAUGCUGCUGCUGAGCGUCCUCGUCCAUCUCCAAGGAUCUGCCCAUGCCAAAAUGGUGGUCUGUGUCGUGAGGAUGCAGAUCUGGAGUUGGCAUGUGAUUGCAUGUCUGACUUUGGUGGAGUACACUGUGAGAAACUUCUAGGUCACUCACAUUCCCAUUCGCCAGGCAAUACAGCAGCCAUCGUGGUACCAAUUACGGUGAUCCUUCUGGUAUUGCUGGCAGCUGGUGGUGUGUGGUUUGUGAUCAGGAAGAGGCCAUUCGGGAAGAUGGCACGUUUGAGUAAUCUGUCGUCAUCGCAGAGUGUCUCAUUUAGGCAUGGAACAAAUGUAGAGUUCAAUUCACCGGGUUUUCCGCCUAAUGGACCCACUCCGGCGUCCAAUGUGGCACCUCUGGAUGGCUACAAUCUCGAGACCGUGACGACAAAAUCGAGGGAUUUCAGUAAUCCCAUGUACGAUGCUGUUCAGUCAGGAACAACAACAGAGCCCAAUAUGGAGAAUGGGUCAGGGAUCUAUGAGGUGCCUGGUAAUCCCAAACCCAAAACCGAAGCUGGGCAUUUUACGGAGCCGGUAUCGGCAAUUCUAGCGCCCAGUAGCAUCACCCAUCGGACGUCACCUCAGCUCCAGCUGCGUGCUCGUGAGCUGGAUCCAUCGGCGGAUACGGGCAAGGAUACGCAGCAAUUGGUGGAAGAGGAUAAGUCCGAUUGCUGAUACAAACUUUCUCCGGUUGUACUCACGGCCAGUACUCUGGUCCGGAAGUGGGAAAGAGUGCUGGGUGGUGGAGGAUUUGCGCGUGAAUGUGUGUGUGGAGCCAAGCUCAGAAUUGUGGGGGAUUCUCGCAGGAGUCCCUGCACUAAAUUGCAAUACAACAUCCCUCAAAGUCCACUCGUAAAGCAUUCCUGAAUAUUUUUAUUUUUAAAUUGUUCGUCGAAUGUGGUUUAAGUUUUUUUUUUUUAAUUAAAAUGAAAGUGAGAAACUCCUUCCCAACUGAGUAUUUUCCCCCCAAAUUUAAUUUUAUUAUUAUUUUUGUUGUCUGUAUUACUAUUUUAUUUUUUUUUUGUGUAUAGGCUGAAAUGUGAAAGAUUUCUAUUUGUAUUCUAUAUUAAUGAAUUUUUUUUUUUAAAUUGAGAACACAGAUUAAGUUGAAGAUAUUAUCGUGAACGAGAGAGAGGUUUUCUUUUAGUGUGAAUUUCACAAAAUAAAAAAAAAACUAGAUUUAGGGAAAAAGAAUCAACUAAAUAAUUGUAUAGGUUGAGAAUGAUGCAGGAGAAAAGUGACAAAAGACCUAGAGAAAGAUGUGUCAAUAGACGAUUUAUUAAUAUAUUUUUUAUACUUGACGGUUUUGGUGAAAGAAUACUGUUAGGAGAAAUUUUGUUUUCCUGAAGUAUAGAGAGAGAGAGAAAAAACACUAGUAAUGCGUAAAGAGACAUUCCCAUCAGGAAAAAUUAAAAGACCUGAGAGACUCGUCAAGGAACAGAGUCAGAAAAAAAACCCAACAUUCCAUAAAGAAAGAAAAAGAAUUGUUGAUUUGAAAGGAUUAUUUGAUGAGAGAUGAAAAAUGUUCCAGUAGACAAAUAUAUUAAAAAAAAAGACGAAAAAUGAAAAAAAAUAAUAUUGAAAGAUACUUGUAAAUAAUGUUAAGGAGGAGGAAAAUCAUUAUCAAACUUAUUGAGUAAGGAAUUUAUUAAGAGGAGAUAUAAACAAUUAUUGUAGAAUGUUGAACGUGAGAAAAGAAAAAACAAAAAAAACAUUUAUCAUUCCAGCGCGCGCGAUAUCAAACAGAAAAAAUUGGGGUUUUCUGUAAAAAUGUUUUAUUUUUUUUCUUUUUAAAUGAUAACUGUAUAUUUCUGUUUUUAUUUUCUUGUUUUUAGUGCUGCACGACAAUAUUAAGACAAAAGAAAAAGAGAAAAGAAAGAAAAAGAAAAGAAGAAAUGGAGAACAGAAAAUGCGAUGGUGACAAAAAGUUGUUGAAGAUCGAUAAAGAAAAGAGCAAUAUCCACUUCUAUACAUUCAAUUCACACAGAUAUCAUUCAAUUAAUAACCGUCCAACUGCGAUAAAUAAAGAUAAAUUAAUAAAUAGGACAAA